GGACCGCGUGGGAAUGGCUGUUCGGUGAUCGGUGGGUUGGGCUGCUUUGAGCGAACCGAGCGUUAAAGAGUUUUUAAUGUCCGCCAUGUUGGCCAUGGCGUACUGAACCACCGAUAGACAGGGAAGCCUCUGAAAAAAAGACCGAAAUAGAGCGAUCAAGAUCCGGGCCUUCCCGGCUCCGUUCGCGACGCCCUAACUUUAGCUUUAAUCAGCCGUACCGUAUAUGUCAGAAUAACCGCACAAUCAUCCAUGAAAGCUCAACUCGAAACCGAUGUGAAUUUAAGGAGAUUGGAUAGAUUUAUGUUGCAUCUCGAAUUUUAAAAAAUGAGUAAAUUGUCGUUUCGGGCACGGGCGCUGGACGCUUCCAAGCCACUACCCGUCUUCCGAUGUGAGGAUUUACCCGACCUGCAUGAAUAUGCAUCUAUUAACCGGGCAGUGCCGCAAAUGCCGACGGGGAUGGAGAAAGAAGAGGAAUCGGAACACCAUCUCCAGAGAGCCAUGUCGGCCCAGUCGGUGUAUGGAGAGAAACACAACAUGGUCAUCCCCGUCCCGGAGGCAGACGGCAACAUCGCCUACUACGAGUCCCUCUACCCCGGGGACUUCAAGAUGCCAAAGCAGCUUAUUCACAUACAGCCUUUCAGCCUGGACACGGAGCAGCCGGACUAUGACCUGGACACAGAGGAUGAGGCCUUUGUUCACAAACUGAAGAAGAAGAUGGAGAUCACCUUUUUACAGUUUGAGGAGAUGAUCGACCGACUGGAGAAAGGCAGUGGGCAGCAGGCGGUGAGCCUGCAGGAGGCCAAGCUGCUGCUGAAGGAGGAUGACGAGCUGAUCAAGGAGGUGUUUGACUACUGGACCAGGAAGAGGAAAAACAACAAGCACGGCACGCUGCACCCCACUGUGAAGCAGGAGAAGAGGGACGGAUCCAGCACCUCAGACCCCUACGUGGCGUUCCGCAGGAGGACGGAGAAGAUGCAGACCAGAAAGAACCGUAAGAACGAGGAGGCUGGUUAUGAGAAAAUGCUGAAGCUGCGGCGGGACCUGAGCCGAGCCGUCACCAUCCUAGAGAUGAUCAAGAGGAGGGAGAAGAGCAAGAGAGAGCUGCUGCACCUCACCCUGGAGAUCGUAGAGAAGAGGAAUGGCAUGUCCGACUUUGGUGGUGAGAUCAUGGCUGAAGUGCUGGCCCAGCGUGCACUGGACAAGCCUGCCCAUAUUAUCCCUCUGGUGCCGCUGACCAACAGCAACCAGUACAGACAUCAGGACCACAUGGACCUCAAGGACUACAAGUCCAAGCCGGAGAAGACAGAGGUCGUCAGGCAGAAGAGGAAGUAUGAGAAGAAGCCUAAAGUCUUACCCCUGUCAGCUGCUGCCCUCCACCACUCUGGUCCCUCUGUGUUCAAUGCUAAGGACGUCCACCAGUAUGACUUCCCCAGCUCAGACGACGAGCUGCACUCCCAGAUGCACUCAGGUUCCUCAGAAGCUGAGGAGGAGAACGACCCAGACGGUUCUUUUGCCUUCCGGAGGAAAGCAGGCUGUCAAUAUUAUGCCUCUCAAUUGGACCACGGGGGCAGCUGGCCGUGGGUCAGUCCGUCAGAGGGCGGCCUGGGAGACACUCGUUACCGCUACUGCCUCACCACCCUCACCGUGCCACCACGCUGCCUGGGCAUGGCGCGACGACGCCUGGGACGAGGGGGAAGGGUUUUGCUGGACAGGGCGCAUACAGACUUUGACAAUGUAUUUCAUGGGCUGGACUCUGAAAUGCUUGACCUGCCGCCCCACUCUCCAGUCACAGACAAGUUUGCUAGUACCUCACAAACAAAUACCUCGGACAGAACCUCUUCUUAUUCAUCCUCUUCUGCAGACCUCAGUCAGAUACUGUUGAACAUUAAGUCGAGCCGAUGGAGGCACUUUAGGCCCCGGACACUAUCACUACACGACGAGGACAACGUGGUCACAGACCCCUUGUUCAGGAGGCUGGGCAGGGGCCUGAGUCGCAUCACCUCUACCCUGGCUGGCACCACUGGCCCCCUGAGAGGAGCUGCCCCCCCGGCCCCCACAGCUGCAUUUACCGCCCAACAAUACCAGCAGCAUCAGGAGCAGCUGGCCUUGAUGCAGAAACAGCAGCUGGAGCAGAUCCAACAGCAACUGCAAGCCAACAGCACCACCACCACUACCAACAGCACGCAGGUUUUGGUGUCCAAGACGUUAGAUUGUGCCUGUGCCCAGUUUGCUGCCUCUGCCCUGGUGACCACAGACCAGCUUCUGGCCUUGAAGAACAAGGAUGAGGGUGGACCGGGCAGCGGGGUCAACGGGGUCCUUCCACCCUCAGGUGUCUACAAGGGCUUUCACCUCACUAGCACAGCAUCCCCGUCGCCCGCAGCCCCCACCCCUACCCCUCUGACCACCACUACCCCCUCCUUCCCCUUCCUGUUGCCCAGCAACAACGGCACCACCACUCAGGUCCUGAUGGGGAACAACAACAACCUCCGUCUGAGCAUGUCCUCCCCUGGGGGACUCCUCACCAAGCGCCACAUACCCCGGACGCUAAGCCACGCUCCCGUUGCCGUGUCGUCAUCUGCCUUAAAGUUGGCUGCCACCGCUAACUGUCAAAUGCCUAAGGUCUCCACAAACACCCCGUCAAUGGACCUGGUGCCAAGGGACAAUCAGGAUCAAGAAAAGCCAGCACUAAACAGCAUUUUGGACAACACAGUGGCUAUGGAGGUCACGUGACCUCGGAACACGGACUGGACUGUGGGCUCACCCGGGAACUCAUUUAGGUGCUAUGCAUCGUAGAGUUGUGAAUGCAAGGAAGGGGUAGUGGAAUGCGCACACAGCAUACAACGCUGUCUCCAUGGUGACGGUCGGGACUUAAUUGCAAUGGUCGUCUCGUACUUUUUUCAUUUCCUAUUUGUUACUGUUGAUAAGAAAUAUCAACAUCUGUAAUUAUGAAUAUGGCAAUUAUUUGUACAGUUCCAGGUAUUUGUAAUACCCCCCCUUGUAUAUAAUGUUACUUGAAUACGGAAAUUGUUCAUUUGAUGUUUUGCACUUGGGAUUAAAAAAAAAAAAAUGUAAAAAGACAAACUGCAGCUGGUUGGAGUGUGAGGUGGGUGUGAGUUGUACAACAGUGUCAUCACGUCAGUGCAUGGUGUGGAACCUGCAGUUUUAUCUAUUGUGCCGUGUUUACAGUUUGUUUGUUUUUCUACGUUUUGUUAUUUUUUUUGUCCACUGUACCCUCAUUGGUUCCUGUGCUGUAGUCUGGGUUUAGGUAGCUAUGAACUUCUCUGUAUUUGUUCAUUGUAUCAUGUGGAAACAAAUGGUGACAUGCGUUCAUACAGAGUUGGUGGGUGUGGAUUUAAGGCAUCGGUUUGUCAGUCAGGGUAAUCACUUAAGAUCUUCCAUUUUAAAUUGUUCAUGAGACAAAGUAACACAAUGGGAAUGAAGUCUGUUCCUAGAAGUCACUGCUGCUUAACUAAGCACUAUUUUUGUUUCGAUGAAUGCUGCUUUUAUAUGAUUUAGGGCUCUGGUUUGUUUUCACAUCAGUACCUUUUCUUUUUUUUUUUAAAGACCCCCUUCCUCAAUUAUUUUGUGAAAAAUGUCAUUAUUUUUGUAUCCCUUCCGUUUCUGAUGAUGAUUGUAUGUUCCUCGUUGAAAGACUUCAUUAUUUUGUUACUUGUUGAUGAAAUGCGAUCGGGUAGAGGAAUGUAGUAACAUCUUGAUUACAUGUAUCAUUCCGGUUUAUACAUAACAGAGGAAAACAUGUAUAAAAAGGCAGAUUUCUUUGCUUUUAGGAUAAUCUCCAGAACGCUGCGAGGCCAAGAUGAACCACAAGUAUCGGGUGCCUUCCUUUGGAAAUACGAGCUCUCUUCUGUGAAGAGUACGGUACUAAACAAGGCUACUAGUUAGUUGUUGUUGUACCACCAAUAUGAAUGCCCAUUCCAAUGGCAUAAUUUAUCCAUUUUUUAUUUAUUUUUUAUUUAUCCACAAAAUGAAAAAUUAUCUUCUCACAAAAAAUAAAAACCCAGGGCAUUA
Messenger RNA from Oncorhynchus nerka (sockeye salmon), 4029 nucleotides. Its product is annotated as enhancer of polycomb homolog 1-like. The record is from RefSeq and is a predicted model, not a curated record. The transcript is spliced from 14 exons. The coding region runs from base 325 to 2730 and encodes 801 amino acids. Gene Ontology annotation, cellular component: NuA4 histone acetyltransferase complex; piccolo histone acetyltransferase complex. Gene Ontology annotation, biological process: regulation of transcription by RNA polymerase II. NCBI's taxonomy places the organism in Eukaryota, Metazoa, Chordata, Actinopteri, Salmoniformes, Salmonidae.